GUCGGAUGGAAUCAUCGUAGCGCUCCGGGGGCUGAGGGGAGGGGGGCGGAGGCAGAGGCUUUGUAUAAGGAGAUGCCUCUGAGCUCGCGCCCGGCCAGUCGGUGGAGCGGAGACUGGCGGCAUAGUCACAGAGCGUGCCUGUCUGCAGCCGAGCGCAGGAAUGGGGAGACGGGACGCCAUGGCUGGAAGCCUCUUAUGGGAAUGCUCUCCGCCGUCACCGUCGUGGUCAUCGUGGUAGCGCCGUGGUGACAACAUGCCGCUGAAAUGGAAGAGCGGCUCUCCCGCUAGCUGGAAAUUCCCUGUCCCUGUGCUCAAAACGUCGCGUUCCUCUCCCCUCUCCCCCACGUACAUCCACCAUCACUCCUUUGUGGUCUGGACAACUCACUCUCUGCUCGCUGCUGCUCCGACAUGCCACGUGACCGGAUCCCUCGUGGAUGAGGACGACCCUCACAUGAAAGUGUCCUUGGGGACAGCCGACAUGGGCGUGUCCGCCCACCUCCAGGCCUCCAAGACGGGCAACACCCGCUUCUUCACGAGCAACACGCACAGCUCUGUCGUCCUACAGGGGUUCGACCAGCUGAGAAUAGAGGGCCUGCUCUGUGAUGUAACCCUUGUCCCCGGGGAUGGAGAGGAGGCCUUUCCGGUCCACCGGGCAAUGAUGGCAUCCUCCAGCGACUACUUCAAAGCAAUGUUUACAGGUGGGAUGAAGGAACAGGACUUGAUGUGCAUCAAGCUCCAUGGUGUCAACCGAAUAGGCCUGAAGAAGAUAAUCGACUUCAUCUAUACUGCCAAGCUCUCGCUCAACAUGGAGAACCUGCAGGACACGCUGGAGGCGGCCAGCUUCCUCCAGAUCCUCCCCGUUCUGGACUUCUGCAAAGUCUUUCUCAUAUCUGGGGUCUCACUGGACAACUGUGUGGAGGUGGGCCGCAUUGCCAACACGUACAACCUCACCGAGGUGGACAAGUACGUCAACAACUUCAUCCUGAAGAACUUCCCCUCACUGCUGGCCACUGGUGAGUUUGUCAAGCUGCCCUUUGAGCGGCUGGCCUUUGUGCUCUCCAGCAACGGCCUGAAGCACUGCAGCGAGCUGGACCUGUUCAAGGCGGCGUGCCGCUGGCUGCGCUACGAGGAGGGCCGCAUGGAGCACGCGCCCCGGCUGAUGAAGAACAUUCGCUUCCCGCUCAUGAGCCCGCAGGAGCUCAUCAACCACGUGCAGACGGUGGACUUCAUGCGCACUGACAACACCUGCGUCAACCUCCUCCUGGAGGCCAGCAACUACCAGAUGAUGCCCUACAUGCAACCGGUGAUGCAGUCGGAGCGCACGGCCAUCCGCUCGGACUCCGCCCACCUGGUGACGCUGGGCGGAGUCCUGCGGCAGCAGCUGGUGGUCAGCAAAGAGCUGCGCCUCUACGACGAGCGGGCACAUGAGUGGAAGGCGCUGGCCCCCAUGGAUGCACCGCGCUACCAGCACGGCAUCGCCGUCAUCGGCAACUUCCUGUAUGUGGUGGGUGGCCAAAGCAACUAUGACACCAAGGGCAAGACAGCGGUGGACACGGUGUUCCGCUACGACCCACGCUACAACAGGUGGAUGCAGGUGGCCUCGCUCAACGAGAAGCGCACCUUCUUCCACCUCAGCGCCCUCAAGGGGCACCUGUACGCCGUGGGCGGGCGCAACGCUGCCGGGGAGCUCGCCACAGUGGAGUGCUACAACCCCAGGACGAACGAGUGGACGUACGUGGCGAAAAUGAACGAGCCUCACUACGGCCACGCCGGGACAGUCUAUGGUGGCUUCAUGUACAUUUCAGGUGGCAUCACCCAUGACACUUUCCAGAAGGAGUUGAUGUGCUUCGACCCCGAUGCGGACAAGUGGACUCAGAAGGCGCCCAUGACCACGGUGCGCGGACUGCACUGCAUGUGCACCGUGGGCGACCGGCUCUACGUGAUCGGCGGGAACCACUUCCGGGGCACCAGCGACUACGACGACGUGCUGAGCUGCGAGUACUACUCGCCCUCGCUGGACCUGUGGACACCCAUUGCAGCCAUGCUGCGUGGCCAGAGCGACGUAGGCGUGGCCGUCUUCGAGAACAAGAUCUACGUGGUGGGUGGCUACUCCUGGAACAACCGCUGCAUGGUGGAGAUAGUGCAGAAGUACGACCCGGAGAAGGACGAGUGGCACAAGGUGUUCGACCUGCCCGAGUCGCUGGGCGGGAUCCGUGCCUGCACCCUUACCGUGUUCCCCCCUGAGGACAAUACGGGUUCCCCCUCCAGGGAGUCGCCACUCUCUGCUCCCUGAUCAGAAGGGGGCCUCACCACCCUGCCCACCCCCCGGAACCCAACACCCCACCCAUCCAAUCCCAGUGUCACUGUUUGCACUUCCUCUUCCGGACUACACCCAGGAAACGUGGUCCGUGGGCAGAGUGCCACAAAAACGCUACAGAGGGGCUGAUGGGAAUUGAAGUCUGGAGCUCGUCUGAUAUACUGCCCAGCUUCUUACUUUGGACUCCACCUCCCGUCAAUCCCUCUACGAACUUUAGGUGACUCUGUGCUUAUGUAACACAGUCCUGUACUGCUGCCCCCCCUCUCCCCACCUCCCAAUCCUAACUCGAUAAACUAUUUAUACUGGGCUGCUAGGCUGGCCUUCAGUUUGUGCUCAGCUGAAAAACAACUCAUACCUGCGAAGCCUUUCUGCCAGGGUCUCCUUAUGAAUGGCAAAGGGGCCAAUGCCCUUGUUGCAGCACGGGAACGUUGCAUACUCGGCUGUUUUUGGAAUUUGUUUGGCAGUAUUGCCAGUAACUAACACUGCAUGAGAGGAGUGGAACAGGAAGGAAGGGUUUCUGUAAUGUUUAUUUGAGUUUAAUCAGCCUUGUUCCUCUCCAGGUUAUGUCAGUGAGUCAGCAGAUUGGGGGCGUUGUUGAUGUACAGUGCAGAUUUGUUUUUGUUUCAUUUUUUGUUAAAUUUAUUUUUUAAUCUUCAUCUGCAGAAGCACUGGGGCCGUGGACCCACAGAAGGAGAUAAAAAUGUUUUAAUCUCAGGAGUUGGCCAGCAAACACCCCAACCUCCCCUUGUGCCCCCC
This is a messenger RNA of Megalops cyprinoides (Indo-Pacific tarpon), 3073 nucleotides long. Its product is annotated as kelch-like protein 13. Lineage: Eukaryota; Metazoa; Chordata; Actinopteri; Elopiformes; Megalopidae. Gene Ontology annotation, molecular function: cullin family protein binding; ubiquitin-protein transferase activity. The transcript is spliced from 8 exons. The record is from RefSeq and is a predicted model, not a curated record. Gene Ontology annotation, cellular component: Cul3-RING ubiquitin ligase complex. Gene Ontology annotation, biological process: protein ubiquitination; regulation of cytokinesis. Bases 254 to 2293 code for a protein of 679 amino acids.